AUGGAGCCCAACCUCACCGCCGGCGGGGCAGGCAACGCGUCCGGCCGGGCGGCGGGCUCGGGCAGCGGCGGCGGCAGCGAGCUGCUCAUCACCUCCGCCUUCGGCACGGUGCUGUCCUGCAUGUGCGUGGCCGGGGUGGCGGGGAACCUGUACACCCUGGCGGUGAUGUGCCAGUCCGCGCGCUGCGCCGCCCCCAUGUACAGCUCCAUCAUCAGCCUGGCGCUGGCCGACCUGCUCUACCUCUCCACCAUCCCCUUCAUCGUCUGCACCUACCUGGCGCAGGACUGGUACUUCGGGGACCUGGGCUGCCGCGUCCUGCUCAGCCUGGACCUGCUCACCAUGCACGCCAGCAUCUUCACCCUCACCCUCAUGUGCGCCGAGCGCUACCUGGCCGUCACCCGGCCCCUGGACAGCCUCAAGCGCUCCCGGGGCUACCGCAAAGCCACGGCCGGGGCCGUGUGGUCCGUCUCCCUGCUGCUCACCCUGCCCAUGAUGCUGAUGGUCACGCUGACCGAGGCGGGCCAGGCCGGGGGCAAGGUGAAGCGGAUGUGCGCCCCGACGUGGAGCGCCGACGCCUACAGGACCUACCUGACUGUGCUGUUCAGCACCAGCAUCAUGGCCCCGGGGGUGAUCAUCGGCUACCUGUACACGCGCCUGGCCAGGACCUACCUGGAGUCCCAGAGGAACCCGCCCCACAAGGAGGGCAAGAGGUCCCCCAGGCAGAAGGUGCUGAUCAUGGUCUUCAGCAUCGUGCUGGUCUUCUGGGCUUGCUUCCUGCCCUUCUGGGUCUGGCAGCUGGUGCGCCUCUACCACAGCUCCCUACAGCUGACUUCGCAGACCCAAAAGUGCAUUAACUACCUGGUGACCUGCCUGACCUACAGCAACAGCUGCAUCAACCCCUUUCUCUACACCCUGCUCACCAAGAACUACCAGGAGUACCUGCACAACAGGCACCGCAGCUUCUACCGCUUCACCUCCUCCUUCCGCAAGCGGAGCUCCAACCUGCAGUGCUCCUGGGGAAAGGCCACGUCCUCCAGCAACCAGUGUGACUACGGCUCGGAGUGCCUGGGCAUGGCAGCGCUGAAGGACAAGUGAGGAGGGAGAGGGGCUCCAGCCAGGUGGGAACCAGAGGAAUGUCUGUCCAAGAAAUACCUGGAAUUCAAAGCUGAACACUGGAUGUGUGUUCUAAGCAGGACUGACAGCCUAGCCCAACAUGGUGGAUGGUUGUUAGCAGAAAGAGAUACCCCUUCAUGCAAAGUCUACAAAAUUGAAGUUCAGCCCUGAGAUUUUUAAACUGGGAACGUCAGAAGAAAUACAGCCCCCUGUCCAGUCCAACUAACUGGCAUGAGUCAAGCCCCAGAUGUUUUUACUUCUUGUUGUGACAUUCCACUGUCAGAAUGAAUCAUAAUGCAACUGGAAAUGUAAGGGCAUUAAGAAAGGGCACCUGCACUGACAGCAUCCUUUGCCCCAUUCAGAAUGCAGCCGAUCAGCAGU
Messenger RNA from Malaclemys terrapin pileata, 1494 nucleotides. RefSeq names its product urotensin-2 receptor-like. The record is from RefSeq and is a predicted model, not a curated record. Bases 1 to 1095 code for a protein of 364 amino acids. Gene Ontology annotation, molecular function: urotensin II receptor activity. The transcript has 2 exons. Gene Ontology annotation, biological process: neuropeptide signaling pathway; regulation of blood pressure; blood vessel diameter maintenance. Lineage: Eukaryota; Metazoa; Chordata; Testudines; Emydidae. Gene Ontology annotation, cellular component: membrane.